GGAGACUCGGAGACGCUGCGCGCCGGAAAUAAUGUCCCAUUUAUCUCCCUGAGUUUAACUGGAGAAGGACUGCAAGAUGCUGCUGUUGACUUUGCUCCUGUGCUUCAGCCCUGCACUGGGCCAACUGGAGGAAUCCCAGUUUGGAGAUGACAUUGACUCCGACUUGGCAGACUUUGAUUUAGACAUUGCGCCACGCAGAGUCCCGCGGCAGGUGAAAACUAUACUGACCAAGGAGACUAAACCUCACAUCCAGGAACUCUCCAUCAAGACCACCAUCAUCUCCCGCUACGCCUUCACCGCGGUGUACUGCGCCAUGCUCAACCGGCACAACGCCGCCACCGAGGGCGUCUUCCAGUUUCAAAUCCCCGCUAACGCCUACGUCUCCAACUUCACCAUGAUCAUUGGAGGGCGCGUCUACCAGAGCGAGGUCAGACCGAAGGAAAAGAGGGUCAAGCAGGAGAACGGAAAACCCAAGAACAAAGAGUCAGGUGACGCAAGUCCUGAGCCAGAGGUGGAGGUGUUCAGGAUGGCGGCCAACAUCCCGGGCCGGAACCGGGCCGUCUUCCUGCUGACCUACGAGGAGCUUCUGCAGCGACGGCUGGGACGCUACGAACACGUGACCAGCCUGCGGCCAAUGCAGCUGGUCAGCCGCCUCAGCCUGGACGUCACCAUCGUCGACCACGCGGCCAUCACAGACCUCCAGGUGCUGCCGCUCCGCAACGGCAGGAGCACCGGUGCUUCCAACAGUGCAGCCAGAGCUAAUGCACCCAAGACACCAGAAAAGGCCGAGCCUCCCGUCACCACUGUGAUCAAAAACGAAAAGAACGUCUGCAAGAUCACCUUCAGCCCCAACAUCGUCCAACAGGCCAAGAUCACCACCAGCGGCCUCCUGGGAGACUUUGUGAUCCGCUACGAUGUGCAGAGAGACAUGGGGAUAGGAGACAUUCAGGUUUUAAACGGCCAUUUUGUCCACUACUUUGCCCCCAAAGACCUGCCUGUGGUGCCCAAGAAUGUGGUGUUUGUGAUCGACACCAGCGCCUCCAUGCUGGGGACUAAAAUCAGACAGACUAAAGACGCUCUGUUCACCAUUCUGAGGGAUCUGCGACCGGGCGAUCGCUUUAACUUCAUCAGCUUCUCCAACAGGAUCAAAGUUUGGCAGCCGAACCGUCUCGUUCCGGUGACGCCACUUACUAUCAGAGACGCCAAGAAGUUUAUUUACUUGCUGGCGACUACUGGAGGCACAAACAUCGAUGGCGCCAUCCAGACUGGCUCCUCUCUGCUUCGUGAUUACCUCUCAGGCCCCGACGCCAGCCCGAACAGCGUCUCGCUCAUUAUUUUCCUGACGGACGGACGGCCCACGGUCGGGGAGAUCCAGUCCACUGCGAUCCUGGGGAACACUCGCUCAGCCGCGCAGGAGAAGUUCUGCAUCUUCACCAUCGGGAUUGGAAAUGACGUGGACUACCGGCUGCUGGAGCGCAUGGCUCUGGAAAACUGUGGGAUGAUGAGGCGCAUCCACGAAGAGGCCGACGCAAGCGCUAUGCUGAAGGGGUUCUACGAUGAGAUAGGAACUCCUCUGCUGUCUGACAUAAGGAUCAACUACACCGAGGACUCGGUCCAGUACGUCACUCAGCAUCUCUUCACCAACUACUUCAACGGCUCUGAGAUCGUCAUCGCCGGCAAGCUGACCAACCAAAGCGCAGAAUCGCUCCACGUCCAGGUUACAGCCAGCAACAACGACAAGAGCAUCAUCCUGGAGACGGAUGUUCCACUGCGGCACCGACAAAUAGAGACUGAGAAACAUGUGAAAGCAGCUACAGCAGCAAUGGCGGCUGGAGCUAAGGCUCCAGGGUCAGGGGUCACACAGGGAUUAGGAGUUGCUUUGGGUUCAAUAGCGGAAGAUUUUGUGGAACGUGUCUGGGGUUUCCUGAGCAUCAAGGAGGGGAUACGAUCGCGCCUGCGCGUUCAAACCAGCAAGGAGAGGGAAGGCCACAUCCAGCAGGCCACCAAUCUGUCUCUGUCCUACCACUUCCUCACUCCCCUCACAAACCUGGUGGUGGAGAAGCCUGAGGUCCUGGCUGACGGCACCAUGGCCCCGGCACCCACAGUCGGCCCAGCAGCCGGUGAGGCUGUCUCAACUGCCAAUGAGCUGCCAGGUGACACAGAGGACGGAAAGCCACAGAAACCCAGCGGGAAACUCGGCAGCCAGACGUCAUCUCUGAGAAACACGAUUGGUAAAGCCAAGAGGAGACCGGCCAAGAAAUCCAUCACCAUCUCCAAAACAUCAGCGGACGGCGACCCCCACUUCGUGGUGGAGUUCCCGCUCAGUAAACUGACCGUGUGCUUCAACAUCAACGGAGAGCCCGGCCACAUCCUGCGUCUGGUCUCUGACCACAAGUACUCCGGUGUGACGGUGAACGGGAAGCUAAUCGGCGCCCCGGCUCCGCCAGGCAGCCACAAGCAGCAGCGUACCUACUUCAGCACCAUCACCAUCGUGGUGGACCACCCCAAGCGUGCCUACAUCGAGGUGACGCCAAAGAAAGUCAUCCUGGACGGGCGGGACAGAAUGGUGCUGCCCUGCCACUCCACAGUCUCCGUGGACAGCGGCGCUCUGUCAGUGUCCAUCGUGGGAAAGUCGAACGUGACCGUGACGGUCGGGGGAAACAUCAGCUUUGUGAUCCUGCUGCAUCAGUACAAGAAUCCUGCCCCCUACCAGAGAGACCAUCUGGGGUUCUACAUCGGACACAGCAAGGGGCUGUCGCACAACUGCCAUGGCCUGCUGGGUCAGUUCCUGUAUGAGGAAGUGGGACUGGCCGAGCUUCCCGCACAAGCAGACAUGAGACCUUCGCCCGUCCUGAAGGUGAAGGACCGAUCGGUGCCGGUGGUUCAGAAGAGCAGGAGGAUCUACAGCGGGACCCAGAGCGUGGACUGCUGGUUCGCCCGCAACAACGCAGCCAAGCUGAUCGACGGACAGUACGAGGACUAUGUGAUGUCGCACAUGUUCGACACGGCGGAUUGGCCGCACGGGACCAACAGAGUGUGAGACGCUGCAGCUGUGGCUUGUAUUCCACCUAACUCACUGUACUCUGUAUCCACAUCACACCCCAACAGAUUCAAAGCAUUUCCAAAAGCCAAACCUUCACAUUUCAGUUUUCUUUCUACCUGCAGCCUCUUUUGAAUAUAUUUUUUUACUAUUUCUAAUGAAAAUUUAAUGUUUUUUUUAUUAUAUUGUGUGGAUGUUUUGCAGUAAUGUUGUAAUUGUAAAUAAAACACUU
This is a messenger RNA of Chelmon rostratus (copperband butterflyfish), 3272 nucleotides long. RefSeq names its product inter-alpha-trypsin inhibitor heavy chain 5 (gene itih5). Gene Ontology annotation, molecular function: serine-type endopeptidase inhibitor activity. The record is from RefSeq and is a predicted model, not a curated record. Gene Ontology annotation, biological process: hyaluronan metabolic process. The coding region runs from base 77 to 3040 and encodes 987 amino acids. The transcript has 14 exons. NCBI's taxonomy places the organism in Eukaryota, Metazoa, Chordata, Actinopteri, Chaetodontiformes, Chaetodontidae.